This is a messenger RNA of Triticum turgidum subsp. durum (durum wheat), 3633 nucleotides long. The record is from the annotation of a GenBank genome assembly. NCBI's taxonomy places the organism in Eukaryota, Viridiplantae, Streptophyta, Magnoliopsida, Poales, Poaceae.
AUGGCCCAACGCGUGUUUGUUUAUGUCAAGAAGAAAAGUCUGGGACGGCAUAAACAAGUGGUUGAUACUUUAACGCAAGUGGUUGGAAGCUGCUCUCCAUUGACUUGGACCGUAUCGCCCAGUGGUUUUGAGAAGAUAAGCUCCGUGCACACUGCCGAUCCUCCGCCAAACAUCCGUCCAGAGCGCAGGCGUACACACGCACAAACGAAGCAAGCAGCGAGGACGAAGCCCAUGGAGGUACUGGCGUGCUCCGGCGGCCUGGAUCCCGUGAGACUGGCGGAGGCGCCGCAGCUGCUGCGCUCGGCCUCUCGGGCCAUGAAGGAGCUGGCCGCCGACAUCCAGUCCUGCGACGGCACCCACCGGAAAUGGACGCCUAGGUCCACGAGGUGCGGGUGGAAGGCCGGCGCCCCCGAUCUGGAGGCUCUUGAGGCCCAUUUGCUCCAGAUCUGGGGCAUCUCCGCCGCCACCGAGCCACGGCGCGCCCAAGACAAGGCGCUGGCUCUGCAGGCCAGGGACGUCGUCUACCUCAUCCAGAACCUUCAAGACAUGAUCCACUACCACAGGUUCCACUCCUCCAACCCGCCUCGCCUUCUCAGCCAUCAUCAAUCCAAGCCCCUUCCCGCUCUCACGUGGUGUGGUUUCAACUGCCUCCCUUUUGGAAUAGUUGCGUCCAAACCACCCAUCAAGGUUGUCCAUGAAGAAACUCUCAAGAUUGGCAAUAUGCUGGACAAGGCCGCCGGCGGCUCAUCCUUCAAUUCGCUGCCGCCGGCAAUGCCGCCGCCGCGGCGGCGUAUGCCUGAUUCAGGCAGGGGGGUUCUUCAGGCUGGGUUAUUUGUUGGGCGCCACAAGGAGAAGGGUGACAUCGUGCAAAUGCUCAUCCAGCCAUGCGCCAAGCCUGUUAUCUCCCUUGUUGGUGCUGGAGGAAUUGGGAAGACAACUCUUGCUCAGAUGGUGUUCAAUGAUGCAACGGUCAGGGACCAUUUUGAUGUCAAAUGUUGGGUGUCAGUUUCCUGUAGCUCCAACAAGAUGGAGCUCGUCGUGGCGGAUAUCCUAAGGUCGCUCAAACCGGCUUGGGAUGACAAGAUGGUGGAUUUUCAAACGCUUCAGUCCGAGCUCCGUCGGGCUCUUACAUCCAAGAGGUAUCUCAUUGUUCUCGAUGAUGUGUGGAACAGCAUGGAUGAAAUCUGGCUGGAUAUGCUCGCUCCUCUACAAUCAGCAGAUAUUGGGAGCAGAAUUAUAGCGAUUCAUCGCAUCGAAACCGUACCUCGCAACCUCACAGCGUCGUCGCAGCUGUACGCUGUGAAUCCGCUGAAUAGCGACGAUUGCUGGGCCCUGCUCAAGGAACAUGCUUUCCCAAGUGACAGCGGGGAUGUCUAUCCAGAUCUUCACCCGAUCGGGAAGCAGAUUGCUGCAAAAAUCAAUGGAUCACCUCUGGCUGCCAAGCUGGUAGGAGGUUUGCUGGGAGAUACAAGGAGCAAAAUUCACUGGACGAACAUCAUGGAAACAGGAUUACAAGAUGAUAAUGCUGUUUCCUCCGUCCUACGCUUGAGCUAUAAGUACCUACCGGUACACCUCAAGCGGUGCUUCGCAUAUUGCAGUUUGUUUCCAGAGGACUACAAGUUUGAUCCAGCACACUUGUCCCGCCUUUGGAUUGCCGAGGGUUUUGUUCAACCACAAGACAUGGCCGACAAAAGGAUGGAAGACAUUGCUAGAGAAUAUUUUGAUCAGCUCCUUUCAUGCUCAUUCUUCCAGGAAAUCAAGCUUGGACCCAAGACAUACUACUUGGUGCACGGCUUACUCCAUGAUCUUGCAAAGUCUGUUGCAGCGGAGGACUGCUUCCGUAUUGACGAUGGCAUGAACUGUGACAUCCCGUCAACAGUGCGCCAUCUGUCUGUCACCAUGAACAGUCUACCUGGUCUUACAAGCUUCUGCAGUCUAGAAGAGCUGCGCACCUUGUUAAUCCGACCGUCACUUCCGUCCAACCCCAGUUGCUCCCAAGAAGAUUUUGCUGUGAAUUUAAUUAGUAUCCUGGAGAAGUCAAAACAGUUGCGUGUUCUUGAUCUCAGUUGCCUUAACUCUGAAGAGUUGCCCCACUGCAUUGAUGACUUAUUGCACCUCCGUUACCUAUCUAUCCAUGGCUCCGUCCAGAGGCUUCCUGAGUCGAUUGGCAAGCUCCUGCAUCUGCAAGUAUUGUGCUUCACUGGGAAAUGUUCUUUUGAUAAGCUUCCUGAGAGUGUUACUAUGCUGGUCAAUUUGCGGCACCUUCUUGUUGAAACCAAGUGUACUGCAGGAUUGGCAGGCAUUGGUCGGCUAGCUAACCUUCAGGGAUCACUUGAGUUCCACGUUGAGAAGAGGGAAGGGCAUAAACUAGAGGAGUUGAGGAACAUCAAUGGUCUCCGUGGGUUACUAAAAAUAGAAGGUCUAGAAAAUGUUUCAAGCUGUGAAGAAGCCUGCAAAGCUGAGUUGAGUAAGAAAACACAUCUUAAUUCUCUGAAUUUUGAAUGGAGCUCUGCUAGUAGGAAUAAUCCGCCUCCUGCUGACGCAAAGGUACUUGAAGGCCUACAGCCGCACCAAGACAUUAAGGUACUUCAUAUAAGAAGGUAUUGUGGCGCCAAAGCUCCCAGUUGGCUACAGUCAUUGCAGCAAGUGCGUUCUUUGCACCUCAUCAAUUGCAGGAGUUUGGGCAGCCUUCCUCCAUUGGGAAAUUUGGGAUCACUCACAUAUUUACACAUGAAGGAGCUGUGUGCAGUUGACCGAAUUGGACAUGAGUUUUAUGGCAACAGUGAUGUGGCAUUUCCAUCUCUAAGUGUCCUUGAAUUUGAUGAUUUCCCAAAGUUGUGUGAGUGGGCUAGAAUAGAGGACAAGAACUCAUUUCCAUGCCUUAAAAGAUUAAUUAUAGUGGAUUGUCCAGAAUUGGUCAAAAUUCCAUCGUUCCCCGCAACUACUCGUGAAGUUACCAUUGAGCGUACAUCCUUCAUGCCAUACAUGAGGCUUGCGCCUUUUUCUUCAAGUUCAGAGAAGCUACAGCUGGAUGUUUGCACAACUUCUGUCCACUUCAAUGGGUUACUCCAUAAGCAGCAUGUAGAGGCUGUUGUAGCCUUGAACAUAAGUGGUGCUGAACAAGUUGGUGUUGCUGAAGAAAUAGGGUCGCUUGUUUCUCUACAGAGGUUGCAGCUUAGUCGAUGCAACUUUACUGAACAGAAUUUUAGUAAUUUUCUCCAGGCUCUCCCUUGUCUGUCCUCGUUGGAGAUGAUAGACCUGCCCAACAUAACAUCUCUUCCACCAUCAGAAACACUUAGGUGCAGCACCAUGCUCACUGAGUUGUCCAUACGCAACUGCCAGUUUUUGCACUCUCUAUCCUCGUUGCAGUUUUUUGAUUCAUUAAAAUUUCUGGUGAUCGAGAGAUGUCCUAAAGUUACUGCGGCAUCAUUUCCGUCGAACUUCAGUUCUCUCAAAGUGCUGAGAAUAUCGUACUGCUCAGAGCUCCAAUCUUUGCCAGAGUGUGGUCUGCCAUCCUCAUUGGAAACACUUCAUGUUAUUGGGUGCCACCCCGAGUUGUCCAGGCAGUCAAGAAACAUGAAAGGACAUUGCAGUGAGAAGAUUGCUUUGGUACCUAGCGUGUUGAUUCAGUGA